AUGUCUGUGCUCGUGAUCGGAGCCGGGGGAGCCGUUGGCAAGCGUCUGGUGAGGGCUCUGGCGUCCAGGGGCGAACGCGUCGUGGCGGUGGACAGGGCUCCGGCCCUGCCAGAUGUGCUGAAGGGCCUGGUGACGCACGCGGAGACGAGUGCGGACGUGCGGGAUUUCUACACGAUGCAGCGCAUUUUCAAGCGCCAUCGCCUGGUGCACACCGUGUGGAACCUGGCCGCGCCGCUGUCCGUGGAGACUGCCACCAACCCCAGGGUCGCCGAGCAGGUCACCGUCAACGGGAUGCGCAACGUCCUGUGGGCCAUGUACGAGAACAGGGUUCGGCGGAUCAUGUUCACGGACUCCAUCGGCUCCUUCGGCGCCGCGGCCCCCCGCGAGCAGUGCACCGCGCGCUGGCUCACCGAGAACGCCGCCCAGGACCCGGGCUCGGACUACGGUCGCCAGAAGCGCGGGGUGCGGCGGCUGCUGCACGAGUUCUGGCGCAACGGCGGGGACCCGCGGUGGGCGGUGCUCCCCGGGGUGCUCCACAGCGAGGCCACGUGGGGCAUGGGCACCACGGAGUACGCCCUCGGGGCGCUGCUCGCGGCCGUGAAGGGGGAGCCCUUUGUCUGCCCGGUCGAGCCGGACGAGCGGCUGCCGAUGAUAUACGUGGACGACCUGAUGCGGGGGCUGCUGGCGCUGCAGGACGCGGAGGAGUCGCGCCUCCGGGAGCCCGAGCGGGGGUACGCGAUCCCGGGCUUCUCGUUCACCGCGAGGGAGCUGUUCCAGGAGAUCCGCCUGCACCAGCCGGGUUUCCGGUUCACGGUCGAGCUGGACGAGAACAUGGCCGCCUUCGCGCGCCUGUGGCCCAAUACUCCGAGAGGGAGCCCAAGACCGACCUCGGUUACGAGGCCCGCGUGGGACUGA
Messenger RNA from Prorocentrum cordatum, 915 nucleotides. Lineage: Eukaryota; Dinophyceae; Prorocentrales; Prorocentraceae. The record is from the annotation of a GenBank genome assembly.